Botrytis deweyae is the source of this 423-nucleotide messenger RNA. RefSeq lists its product as uncharacterized. Lineage: Eukaryota; Fungi; Ascomycota; Leotiomycetes; Helotiales; Sclerotiniaceae. The record is from RefSeq and is a predicted model, not a curated record. Bases 1 to 423 code for a protein of 140 amino acids. The transcript has 4 exons. Gene Ontology annotation, biological process: cholesterol catabolic process. Gene Ontology annotation, molecular function: cholesterol 24-hydroxylase activity; heme binding; iron ion binding.
AUGAAGUUAGAAAUUGAGAUCCUGAGUGGCCUAAGAGAUAAUCCGUUGGAGGGAGUAACCAUAGUCGAUACCUAUGUACCAGGAAACGUCAUAGUUUGCGUUUCACGAUAUGUCCUGGGGAGAUUGAAAGACUCCUACGAGCAACCCUUAGACUUGCACUCGCGCCCAGAAAAAAAAAAGUCAGAGUUUGCGCCAUUCUCGAUGGGAACCCACAGCUGUACCGGCAAUAAUUUAUCCCUCGUGCAGCUGCGUAGUGUCAUCGCCACAUUUUUGACAAGAUAUGAUAUCAGUUUUGGACCGAACGAGGAUAAUUCAACCAACAUGCUGGAGAGCUGGCCAUCUGUUUCAUCCCUGGGACACUCAAGUAAGACAUGUAGCGGGAAAGAAUGUAUGGGCGAGGGCAUGAAAGAAUAUAUGCUCUGA